CAGCUGCCUGCCAGCACAGUGCUUGCUAGAUCCGCUUGAAUGUAGAAAUAUUGAAACGGAUCAUCCGCAUGGGCUAUUUGUCUCUCCAAAAACCCAGCGGCAAGAAAAGGAUCCAAGGAUGGUUUUAGUGCAUGUCGGAUAUCUGGUUCUUCCUGUAUUUGGCUCAGUAAGAAAUAGAGGAUCCCUCUUUAACCGGCAGCAGCAUAGCCAUGCUACCUCUUGCCGGCACUUCCAGCUAGGCCCCCAUGUCCCGCUGCCCAUUGACUUCCCCAUGCCCCACCCAGGUCAGCCCCAGUCGGGCAUAAACCCCCACCUGGCUCCCUCUGGCCACCAGCAUCCUCCCCAGCUCCACUCGCCCCUCAACCCCUUACCCCCCACACCCCAGUUCCAGGACCUCUUGGUCCCCCCUUUCCUACCUCAGGCCUUACACCAGCAAUACCUCCUCCAACAGCAGAUCAUAGAAGCCCAGAACCGCCGCAUCAUGCCACCUUCAAGCAGACGCACCCCAGAGAGAAUGCCCCACCAGUCCCACAGACUGCGGCUGGGGUACGAGUUUGUUCCUGCCCUCCAUGUCCCCCCACAGCCUGUUGGCCAGCAGCCUCGCUACCUGGCCGAAGGCACAGACUGGGACCUGAGUGUGGACGCGGGGCUGCCCCCCCACCAGUACCACAUCCGCCCACUGCCCCAGCACUUUCAACACUACCUGACCUCUCCCCGGAUGCAUCACUUCCCCAGGAACAGCACCUCCACCCAAGUGGUUGUCCAUGAGAUCAGAAACUACCCGUAUCCUCAGUUACACCUGCUGGCCCUGCAGGGCCUCAACCCCUCCCGCCAUGCAUCCGCUGUGAGAGAGAGCUACGAGGAGCUACUGCAGCUGGAGGACAGGUUGGGCAGUGUGAACCGAGGGGCCAUCCAGACCACUAUUGAAAGGUUCACCUUCCCUCACAAAUACAAGAAGAGAAUACCCCAGGACCUGAAGCUAGGGCUGGAGGACGACGAACUGGAUACAGAUGAGAAGUGUACUAUCUGUCUAUCAAUGCUGGAGGAUGGAGAGGAUGUCAGGAGAUUACCCUGCAUGCACCUCUUCCACCAGGCGUGUGUUGACCAAUGGCUGGCCACCAGUAGGAAAUGCCCCAUAUGCCGGGUGGACAUUGAGACCCAGUUGACACCAGACAGCUGAUACCUCUUCUCCCUGCCCCUUCCUGUAAUACCCCAUAGCAUCCCUAGGAGGAGCGCUGCCAAACGUCCCCCUUCCCACCCGCAUCACUUAUGAGCCUGCCUUCUGAGCCAGUCGAAGAAGACAAUGAAGGGGACGAGGGAGCGUGGGAGGGAGGGAUUAAGAAACCACACUGAUCACACAAUAGAGAAACAAAACAGGCUGAUGGAUGGAGAGAGGCAGAAGGGUGGCAGAAUAUACAGACAGGUGCUGGGGCUUGAUGGGUCUCCAUCGGGUUGUGCACAGUAGCAUUCGCUUCUCCAUACACCUACUCAAAGAUGAUUCUCUAUCAAACCCCCUAGCAUGUGUGUGUAUUGUGUUGCUGAGGGUUUAUAUAUAUAGGUCUAUGUUCGACCGCUGAUGUGUGUUGGUCUUCCUCCGUGUGAUGAAACCCAAACGCUGAGCUUUAACUACAGCACAUCUGUGCAAAACAUGAAGAGAUAUGAAAUCAGUAAGGGAAUGUUUCUUGAAAUGAGCUUCUAUGGCCUAAUGCUUAUGGUGUAAUGGAGUGUAGUAGUCUUGUAAUUGAUUGCCAGUAUUUACAACAGAGUGACCGUGUUGUGUAGCAAGCAAAAAUCCCACUUUGAGAAAUAAGAUGGG
Molecule: messenger RNA, 1816 nt
Organism: Oncorhynchus keta (chum salmon)
Lineage: Eukaryota; Metazoa; Chordata; Actinopteri; Salmoniformes; Salmonidae
Product: E3 ubiquitin-protein ligase RNF165-like
Exons: 8
Coding region: 119-1180 (353 amino acids)
Molecular function (GO): ubiquitin protein ligase activity; zinc ion binding
Source: RefSeq, a predicted model, not a curated record